CUCUGUGACAGACCAGCAAAAUAAUGAUGAUGCCAAGACAUCGGAGGAAAAGGAUAUAGAUGCUUUCUUGAGAGAGCAGGAGAAAAAGAAGGUUCAGGAUAAGAUGAUUACCAAAGACACAUCCUCCGUUACUUCAGACUUGACUCACUGUGAGGAGGACCUCUCCAUGACUAGCGCUGAACUUGUAACUCUCCCAGAACAGGUAGUCAAAGAAUUGAUUCCGACCUGUAAAGACAGAGUGUCAAAAAAUUCCUUAAAAUCAAAAAGUGGAGCAAGAUUUGAGACGGGAGCUAUCAUCACUGAAGUUGAUGAUGGUAAGAUUAAUAAGGCAUUUUUUGUUCAAAUCCUUGAACUCUCUUCAGAAGUAAUUCUGAUGGGAUCUAGUGAAGUUACGGCACAGAAUAUAGUUGAUAUAUUUAGAUUAGCAAUGAAGCUUAGACGUAAGGAGAUUAUAUGCUGGUAUUGUUACUAUAAGGCAUAUGAGGAUCGAGUCAGGGAUGUUAAGUCUAAGAAUGGUAAGCCAGAAACAAAUUAUCCUAUUUAUCAUCUUCUGAGCAAUGUGAAGAAAAAGGAUCUUUUUAGGGGAAUUGAUAAUUAUAAUUUUGCAUCACCUCAGUCGUGGAGUUCACAAUGUCCUAUUUGCGAUGGAAACAUGGGAAUUAUGGAUUACACGGCUCAUGAUAUAAAAACCAAACGGAAUAUUGUCUUAUUUGCCUCACUUCAAGCAAUAAAUUCAAGUUCGCAAUUGUAG
Molecule: messenger RNA, 751 nt
Organism: Acaulospora morrowiae
Lineage: Eukaryota; Fungi; Glomeromycota; Glomeromycetes; Diversisporales; Acaulosporaceae
Source: the annotation of a GenBank genome assembly